Messenger RNA from Talaromyces atroroseus, 1869 nucleotides. RefSeq lists its product as hypothetical. Gene Ontology annotation, biological process: intracellular glucose homeostasis; glucose 6-phosphate metabolic process; glycolytic process. The transcript has 2 exons. The record is from RefSeq and is a predicted model, not a curated record. Gene Ontology annotation, molecular function: ATP binding; fructokinase activity; glucokinase activity. Gene Ontology annotation, cellular component: cytosol; mitochondrion. Lineage: Eukaryota; Fungi; Ascomycota; Eurotiomycetes; Eurotiales; Trichocomaceae. Bases 1 to 1869 code for a protein of 622 amino acids.
AUGCGCGCCCACAGCCAGGUCUGCCCUCUGCCCUGGCCCUGGCCCAAGGAGCAUAACGAUUGCAAUCACCGUCGUAAUUCCAACCACCACUACUCCAAUAAUAACAAGACGACUCCAAGCCACCACUUCCACUUCCAAUUCCACAAUAACAACAAUAACAUGUCUGGCGGUGGCGCCAGGACGACGCUGCGCGAGUUCCUGAGCCCGCUGCGGACCACCGACUCGCAGCUGUACAACAUGGCCUGCUCCUUUUCCAGCGUCUUUCGCGAUCUGGCGUCCAGCAGUGACAACGACUCCUUCAGCCCCGUGCCCGUCGCCCGCCUGCCUGGCGGCCAGGAGCGCGGUCGCUAUCUCGCCGUCGACGUGGGCAUUACCACGCUGAGGGUCGCGUUUAUCGAGUUGCUGGGCGAGAGCGCUGCCAGGUCGCGCUCCAUCAGCAACGUGAUUCGCCAGGUGCGCCAUUCGCGAGUGCGGCGCACCCUCGAGAAGGCGUGGAGGAUCGAGGACCGGCUCAAGCAGGACCAGCCGCACGAGCUGUUUUUGUGGAUUGGCAACUGCAUCGCGGAGGUGGUCAAGGACGAUUUGCUCUCGAAUGCCUCCUCGCGGGAUCCGCCGGCGCAUAUCGAAACGGGCAUUGCAUUUGGCCUUCCAAUCAAGCAAGAUUCCCUCGAAGCAGCCACCUUGAUGCAGACCGGGAAAGGCUUCACCAUUGGCACGGACUUGGACCUCCGCCAGUCCAUCUUGCAGGGCUAUGAGCGCCACACUCGCCGCACAGCAGACGAAGGGGACGAGGAGCGAGCGGCCAAACGCCAGAGACACUAUGUGCUGCCGCAACUGAAAAUCAUCGCCCUCACAAACGAUGCGGUCGCGACGCUGCUCUCGCUCUCGUACUCUAUCAAGUCAUUCCCCAACAGCCGCGUCGCCAUGGGCAUCGUGCUGGACGAAGGCUGCAACGCCACCAUUCCCAUGACGCUGUCUGACCUGCACCCCUCCAAAGGCCGGCACAUACAGGCACACGAGCCUAAUGCCGCGCAGACUCUGGUCAGCACGGAAUGGACCCUGCACAGUGCCGCCUCUCCGUUGCGCGAUCACGGCGUCAUGACCAAAUGGGACCUGCAGCUGGAUUCACGCUCGGCUCGACCGGGCUUCCAGCCCCUGGAGUACAUGACUGGUGGCCGCUACAUCGGGGAAUUGGUGCGCAUCAUCCUUAACGACUACUUUGCACAUAUUCUGGGCAUCCCAGAGCGACUUCUUCCCAACUGCCUCGUCACGCCAUACGCCCUCCGCACAGAAUCCAUCAUCAACCUCAUAUCGGCACAAUUGCCUCUCCACGAACUUGUCAAGACCCUCAACGAGUGCGAGCUUUCUCAUCAUCACCACAAUCCUCCUCCCAAUGGCUGGUCAUGGACCCCCGAGACCGCCAGCGCACUCCGCGACGUGGCGCAGGCCGUGCAAACGAGAUCGGCUGCACUGGUAGCCGCAGCCACCGUCGGCCUUUUAGCGUCCAACCACGAAGUCUCUCUCCGAGAUCCUAAGAUUCCGGCAGCUACUUUUCCGACGUCUCUAGAGUUGAGCAGCUCGCCGUCAAAGAGCUUCCACGAGAUGAGUUUUCGUGCCGGUGGUGGCGGUUCUGCGGCUCCUCCUCGCGGCCUGCAGGAUUGGUUCGGCGGUCCGGAGGAGCUGGUGGUGGCAUACAUUGGAGGGAUUAUUCAGCACUAUCCGAACUAUAAGGAGAACUGCCAGCGCUAUAUUGAUCGCUUGCUAAUGCAAGGCGGCCCGCAGGAGGGCGGAAAGAGUGUUUUCCUUCGCGAGGCUACGGAUGGGGUUAUUAUUGGGGCUGGCGUGCUGGCUGGGAUGUUUGCACCAUAG